AACAAACCAUAGAAUAUAGUUACAUGUGGCUCUCCUGCAUGCUCUGUAAAACUCGUCCUUUUCAUAAGUCUUCUUCUUCUCUUCUUCUCUGUUUUGGUUUAGUGGCUGUCAUCUAAACAGAUAAUCUGAAAACAAAAUACGGCGAGAUUUCAGAAACUCUGGCCGACACAUCAGCGGUUUCGGCGGUGGUCGGCUCAAGAACUGCCUCCUCUUUUUCCGGCGUCAUUUAUCCCUUUUUAUUUAUCGGGUUGGUGCUUCCCAAGCUUCCAGUAGAUUACGGUUAAGCUUUAAUCUCCGACAAAAACAUAAAGAUGUUCAGCUGCUUUGCUGGAUUGAUCGGUAAAAAGAAAAACAAGAGGAAUCCAAAACCUACUCUGCCACCAAGAACACAAAGAAUCCUUCAGAUCAGACGUGAAGAGCCAGUGAAGCCUCUAGAGAAGGACGAGCCUAACACCAACGUGAUCCACCACAAGUUCAUUGAUCACAAGGACAGCCCUAGGGAGCAAGACUCAUAUGAUGGUGAAGAUGAACGCGAUGAAAACGACUCUCCUAAAUUCCAAGUUCAAGAACAACCGGUUGCGUCUCCGACAAGUAAGGAGCUAGGUAAGGAAGUGACAGACUGUUCUGAAAAUGAACAUGAUGUUGAAGAAAGCGGCCACGUCAGCGAUCCUGGCUUAGGUAGAGCCACGUCUUGGGUGGCUUCACCUAAGCUCAAACGAUCUUGCUCCACUCUAAGCAAGUUCAACGGCGCUGAUCCUCGUGCUUUCCAUGACCCGAGAGAUAGCUUCGAGACCAAGUCAGUUAGGUCACAUAGAAGUGCAGAUGGACUGAUGCUCAAGAAACAUUCAUCAAUGCAGAUACUUCCCUCAGGAAGCAGGAAGCUAUGGUGGAAACUCUUCCUCUGGAGUCAUAGGAACCUUCACAAACACCUUGUCUCCCUAAAGUCUUCAGCCAACAAUCACCAGUCUGGUUACACCUCUGACUUUGCUGAGCAAAGCCAAACUAGCCAUCAAGAUUCUGCAGACAACCACCAAUUUCAUAAGAAUCAGUGGGUAGCGUUCUCUGCGGAGUCCUCUUCGAUGAAACGAGUGGAUGAGUGGGUAAGAGGACUAGAUGUAGACACAGUGAUUCCAGUAAACGAGGAAGAGGACAAGCCCAGCUUCAUGGCUUCUUCUAAGAUGGUGAGAUCACCCUCAGGAAAUGUAAAUGACUCAGAGGCCAUAGUGCAUGCAAACAGCUUAAUCCAGUCCCUGAGAAAAUCCUCAAGCAUGGCUCACAUCUCGAGCAUAGGCUUGAAAGCUGUCCCAAGCAUCUCACAUUUCACCAGCCUCGAGUCCAUUGAUUUAUCCAACAACUUCAUAGGUUUAAAACCAGAUUUUAAUCGUUAAUGAGUAUGAUAGCAGCUAGUAAAUAAGUUGAGUGUUAUUUGCUACCUGGCAAUCGGUAUCUACGCUCUUCGCGUGCGCGGGAAUGAGACAGUACUUGGUCGUCGGAAAAGGUUUUUCCGAAUGCACCACUUUAUCCUCUUCCGGCGGUGCCUGUUCCUCGGUAGAAUCAUCCUCGCUCUCGGAAUCCUCAAUGACAAUUGGCUCCGACUGUGUGAUCUCUUCUUUGAGUUGUGGAAUUGCAGCCAAUAAAACCAUCUGAAUAGCAUCAACGUACCCGUGGAUCGCAACAGAAGAUUGCGAUAAUGUGAUUUCAUCCUUAGAGAUCAGGGAGGUAACCAGAGUCUGGAAAGAAGCUCGGCCCCAGGGGAAAGCGAGAAACUCAUCUAAAUCUCGUAUCAUUUCAACAUGGUCUGGCAUGAUGCGUGGUGUAUGUGAAGAAGGAAACAGAAUCGACGAUGUGAUUGCAAGGCACGCAAACUUGAUCCUGGCUUGAGUACCUUUAACAACCUUCUUCUUCAGCAUGUCUAUAGCAAUAUCGACAGUACAGAACUUCAAAGACCCAAAAAGUUUGUUCCAGUAAAGCUUCACUUUCAGAGGAUUCUUCUUCCUCUUUGUGGGUUCUGGGAUCUUCCGACAGUUCAGUCCAGUGACGAUUGCGAACUCGCGGAGUGACAUCCUGACAGGAUUCCCAGCAAAAAGAAUCCAAACCUCAUACUUCUUGUUAACUUUGAGCAGCCUAACAACAACAUGUUGCCCAAAAGCACCGGAGAACGGCGGAUUCUCUUCGAUGGCAAGAACCUUCCCGAAAGUUAAUAUACGUAGAAAAUUCAACUCCUCUGGUUCUAAAGCGUCGAUGAGCAUCUCAGUCCUCCUCAACUUGUGAUACGAGUUCACGCGCUCUCCAAGGGGUUCAUCGCCGGCGGCGAACAUCCUUGGCGGUAACAGAACUUCUUCCAUCGCGAGUAGUUUGUCGGAGACAGAAUUAAUCUCGAAUUGAAAAAUUAGGGUUUAUUUGCGGUAAAUGUCUGGACUGAUAAUUCUCGGUGUGAAAAAGGGGAUUUAGUAGUUGAGGAAAUGUGAGUGAAUGCGACUGUUGGUAGAACUGUCAAAUGGACCGUCCAGAGCCCAUUUGGGCUUGACCAAAUUGACCAUUUCAGUUAUGGGUAAUAUUGGAUGGUCCAUAUUGGACAAUGGUCCAAAAAAAUGUCCAAGACCAAUAAAGACCAUGUCCAAAUGGUCAAGUCCAUGGACACCCAAUGAUUUAUAUUUGUAUUUAAGUUAUAUGUUUUACAUUUAUAUUAUUCACAAUAAUUUUUAUACUUUUAAUUUUACAUAAUCCAUUAUUUAUU
Brassica napus (rape) is the source of this 2737-nucleotide messenger RNA. RefSeq lists its product as uncharacterized. Lineage: Eukaryota; Viridiplantae; Streptophyta; Magnoliopsida; Brassicales; Brassicaceae. The coding region runs from base 312 to 1388 and encodes 358 amino acids. The record is from RefSeq and is a predicted model, not a curated record. The transcript has 3 exons.